CUGCGUACAUGGUGGAAAUGUGUUUUGUGAUCGCCUUGACAGAAUACUCUGAUACCACCAGAAUUGUACGCAUACAGAAAUCAUAGAGACUGAAUAUGUACUCAGAGAUCAGGUUAUGAACUAUUUUGUUCAUGAUCAACGCCAUUUUCAAAGUUUAAAAGGACAUAAAUUCAGGAUACAGUAAGGUAUGAGGAAAUUACCGUCAUUGUUCCGUUCAAUCUUAAGUCAUCCAAAUCUAUCUGGGGUAAUCGUCAGAUGCAAAUACUCACUUAAAUUGUGGGAUGGAAAGAGUGUUUUACCAUUCACAAGUGCAUAUGCAAUUAGGUGUUUAUCUUGCACCAAAAAGGUUUGGAGUAAAUCCUACCAAUCCACUGGCUUUGGGUCAGAAAGCAAAGAACUUGAUUCAAACGAGGAACUAGAGCUGAUUCAAGGUCCCCAAUUUGAAGAUGAAGAGUUACAGUCUCACUACGAGCGACAUCACUUAUCCCCAGUGUCCGGACACAAAGUAUUUGUCAUUCAGCCAGAAGUGAAAUGGGGGCCGAGAAAACAACACCUAACGACAGGAGAUUUACAACGACAGGAAGCUGUGACGCUUAUUGAGACGCUAGAAAACUGGUCAGUUGUUGAUUCACUGACGGUAUCGCUCAAGAAACCGGGUCAUAAGCAUGUAUUCGGCAAGGGGAAUUUUGCUAUGUUGACGAACCUCAUAAAGUCGAUGAGUAGCGUCACUGCAGUGUUCAUGAGUGUUGAAAUGCUUACUGGACUGCAACACAAACUUUUGGAAGAAGCAUGGGGUGUUCAUGUUUAUGACCGCUAUACAAUUGUGUUGAAUAUUUUCAAGGAGCAUGCUGUGACGAAAGAAGCAAAGCUUCAGAUAGCAUUAGCAGAAAUUCCAUAUCUAAGAUCUCGUUUGAGAGGUAUGGUUUCAAAUAUGGACCAGCAAAGUGGUGCUCAACAGUAUAUUGGUGGGGGUGGUGAGACUUUGCUAGAAGUGCAGAGACGGAUGCUGGAUGAACGGGAAAUGAAAAUAAAGAAAAGGUUAUCCAAGCUGAAGAAAAGACGAGAAUUAUUGAGGACCAUCAGAAAAAAGAAACAAUUUCCAACUAUAUCGGUCGUAGGUUACACAAAUUCAGGUAAAACUACACUGAUAAAAAGUCUUACUGGAGACCUUGACCUUUGCCCCCAGGACAAACUAUUUGCUACACUGGACAUCACUUCCCAUGUUGGUCAAUUGACCAAUAGAAUGAAUGUUAUUUACGUUGACACAGUGGGGUUUAUAUCGGCAUUACCGCAUAACCUAAUAGACGCGUUCUCUGCAACGCUGGAAGAUGUUAUGUUGUCAGAUUUAAUUAUACAUAUUCGUGAUGUGAGCCAUCCUGACACUGUGGCACAGAAAGACAACGUUCUUAGAGUACUACAGGAGAUGGGAGUACCUGAUGAACUAACCAAUAACAUGAUAGAAGUGUGCAAUAAAAUAGAUGUCUUAGAAAAACAAACGACAAACCCUCAUACUAGACAGACAGCAGGUAUAAUGGUUUCCGCCUUGAAUGGAACAGGACUUCAAUUACUGAAGAAGGAAAUUGAAAAGAGUUUGUUAAAAGUAACAGACAUUGUCUCGAAGACGUUACGAAUACCUAUGAAUGGGCCUCAGUUGAGCUGGCUGUACAAGACAACUACAGUGACAAACACAAAUGCUUCUGAAGAUUCUGAACAUUUACAUGUUAAUGUAAUUAUGACUAAAUCUACUUAUGCAAAAUUUAAAUCGAAAUUUGGAGACCUUCGUGUGGGAAUGUAA
Messenger RNA from Saccoglossus kowalevskii, 1795 nucleotides. RefSeq names its product putative GTP-binding protein 6. NCBI's taxonomy places the organism in Eukaryota, Metazoa, Hemichordata, Enteropneusta, Harrimaniidae. Gene Ontology annotation, molecular function: GTP binding; ribosome binding. The record is from RefSeq and is a predicted model, not a curated record. Gene Ontology annotation, cellular component: cytoplasm.